AUGUCUGCGACACACCCCUAUAUCCUCGACGACGACGAUGACAGGCCCACAAUCAAUGAGGAGAGUGACUUUGAUCUUAUCGACUAUGACUCUAACGAUGAGGAGCCCGAGGUUAUCUCUCAUAGGCAAUGUGCUAGCUCAACUGCCUCUGCGCCUGACCUUCUAAGAGCGCCUUCUCUUCAGCACUCAGAAGUCGUGAUAGAAAGUUACCGCUUGGGUAAAGGUCUAGUUAUUAGACCAGAGUCAACAGUAGAGUUGCAUGACCACUUGACACAUGAAAUCAAUACCAGGCAUAGUGGUGAUUUCCUCCGCGUCAAGUUCAUAGUCAUGAACUUGGAGACAGAUGAGGUUCGGCUCCGUGGUCAGCGAAUGCGACGCGUUAAAUAUCUUGGCCAGUUAUUCGAUUGGAAGUUAAAUGAGCUCGCAAUGGUACUACGUAUCAAAGAACAAGACGACCGCGCUCCACUCGUCGCGGGACUAGAGGACGUCAACAUCGACGAAGUGUAUCGCAUUCGCGAAUGCACAUUAACAAACAAGCCAUAUCCAUUCGUCAGUUUCCGAACUUGUGGAAAAUUGUCUGUUCCUUUUGGCAUGAGCCAAGAAGAAAUAAAGUUCCAAAUCUUCCAUGCGGGAAGACUAACUUGCAGAGUUAUGAACAUACAAUACAUAAAUAAACACGGAAAAUCAUACAGUGGGGUCGUCAGAUAUCUAUAUGCUAAAGAGGCAGAUAAAUUUAGAGACGUGGAACAGUUGACGCAAGCUGGUGGAUCUCGAAAGACUGCAAUCCCAAUCGGAAUUGAAGAUUCAGACGAUUGUGUAGUUGUUACCAAGGAUUGCUUUACUUCUAGGAACAAGAAGCGCAGUAGGCACGCCGAUUCUUCUGGUUCGGCUACUCGAAGAAGCAAGCCAAGAUUCAGUAGCAACAGAGACCAGAUAACCUAUGGAGACGUAUAUUGUGGAGUCGGUGGUGGAUCUCAAGGCGCUUUGCAAGCGGGUUACUCAGUUGCUUGGGGGCUGGACAAAGAUGAUCGCGCUAUUGAAGCUUACAGGCUGAACCACCGUGGUGCUUAUGCGUUCAAGAUGGAUGCACAUAAUUUUCCGCCACCAGGCAUCAGCCAGAAGGCAUGGAGGGUAGAUGUCCUCCAUCUGUCCCCUCCGUGUUGCUAUUGGAGUCCUGCGCAUACUCAACCAGGACCGAAUGACCAAGCAAAUUACGAGUCGCUGUAUACCGUCGGUCCAAUCUUGAAGAAAGUGAAGCCUCGAGUGGCAACUCUGGAGCAGACCUCUGGUUUGUUAACAAACCGAGAACACAAACGGAACUUUUUCACGCUGCUCAAUGAUAUUGGGCAGGCUGGAUAUGACUUGCGGUACAAGAUCCAAGACUUGUCAGAAUUUGGUCUCGUGCAGCAACGUAAGCGACUUCUUAUCAUUGCUGCUAGGCGCGGGAUGCCUUUGCCACCUUUCCCCAAACCCACACAUGGGCCUCCCGGUAGCGGCUUCAAGGAUCUUAUCACGAUUGCGGAUGCGCUCCUGCCAUUGAGGCGUCCGGGGUAUGAAGCCAGGACCGACACCUAUAACCAACCUCGUUUCUUUGCUUCUGCCAAAACACCAUAUAGUGUAAAUUCGUACCUGAAAGGGUGCAUAACGACCGGAGGAACUACCGCAUAUCAUCCCUCUGGCACGCGGCCCUUCACUGCAAGGGAACUAUCUCUUCUUCAGAGUUUCCCGCGCACUUAUCAGUUCACUGGGUCAAAAAGUGAGGCGACGAAACAGGUGGGAAACGCUUUCCCCCCCAUAAUGGCUCAGGCUUUGUACCGCAGCAUCGCCAAAACCUUGAAGGCAUAUGAUCAGGGCCUGAUUGGAGCGGAAAACGUCGAAGAGCUUUCCGAACAUGGCGAAGAGAUCAUCAACUUACUCAGUGAUGACGAUGACGAUGAAGAAAUUGAGAUUCUCAGUGACUGA
Molecule: messenger RNA, 1962 nt
Organism: Bipolaris maydis ATCC 48331
Lineage: Eukaryota; Fungi; Ascomycota; Dothideomycetes; Pleosporales; Pleosporaceae
Product: S-adenosyl-L-methionine-dependent methyltransferase
Biological process (GO): negative regulation of gene expression via chromosomal CpG island methylation
Cellular component (GO): nucleus
Molecular function (GO): DNA (cytosine-5-)-methyltransferase activity; DNA binding
Source: RefSeq, a predicted model, not a curated record